This is a messenger RNA of Manis javanica (Malayan pangolin), 782 nucleotides long. The record is from RefSeq and is a predicted model, not a curated record. NCBI's taxonomy places the organism in Eukaryota, Metazoa, Chordata, Mammalia, Pholidota, Manidae.
AUGCCGCGCUCCCCGAGGGCCCAGGGGCGGCGCGAGCACCGGGCCAGACCCGGACCCCCACGGCAGGCGUCCCUUGAGCCCCGCCGGGCGAGCCCAACCCGCGGCCCCCAGUCCCGCAGCUCUCCGCGCGCGUCCCGCUCCUGCGCGGUGAAGGAGAGAAAAAGAGGUACCAGGAGAGCAAAACGAACCAGGGACGGGCCGGAACGUGGGCACCGAGAAGCCCCGUCCCGCGCCGGGCGCCGUGAGGAGGAAGGAAACCCGCUGCGCGAGUGCCGGCGCCUCCCGCGGCUGGACGACGCCGGCCCUGCCCCUACCCUGGCGUCGGAAGCGCCCGCGGCUGGGGGCCGUGCCCCGCCCUGGGCCGCCCGCGCCGCCGCCCCGCCCCGCCCGCCCCGCCAGGAAUCCCGGCGCACCUGCCUGGGGGGCGCCGGCGCGGCCCUGCUCCAGCCCCUCGUCGCUCCUGGCGGCCGGCGGACGCUCCGGGGCCUCAGGCUUUUGGACUCAGACUGGAAUUAUGCCACCAACCUCCCUGGGUCUCUAGCUUGCCAACUGCACAUCUUGGGACUUCUCAGCCUCCAUAAUCAGCUCCUGGCAAUCACCAUUCUACUUUCUGUCUUUAUAAAUUGGACUACUCUAGCCACCUCAAUGCCAAACCGCUCAGAUACGAUCCACUCCUCCCAAACAGCGACUUUCAUCGGCCGUCCACCGCCUCAGACCGCAACGAGAGGUCCCAGCAGCCUGCGCGCAUGAACCCUCAGAGACCACAAGGCCCAGCAUGCAAA